AUGUGGGGCUACCGAGUCGCAAUACCGUCCAGUUUGCAGGCGACAAUCCUUAAACAGCUACACGUUAGUCACAUGGGUGUAAUUAAGACUAAAUCUUUAGCUCGCAGUUACGUGUGGUGGCCGAAUAUUGACGCAGACGUAGAGGCACUAUGCCGCGCGUGCCCAACGUGCGCGGCUGAGGCGCCGGCACCACCUCAUGCGCCGCCCGCGUCCUGGCCGUACGUAGCGCGUCCUUGGACAAGACUUCAUGCGGAUUUCUUGUCUUUAAAAGGAAAAACUUUCUUUGUUGUGAUAGAUUCCAGUACCAAGUGGUUAGAAAUUUGUGAAAUGUCGCGCACGAAUGCAUCGGCGGUUAUUAAAGAGCUACGCGCUAUAUUUGCACGUUUUGGGGUUCCCGAACAAUUUGUGUCCGACCAAGGACCACCGUUUACCAGUUCGGAUUUAAAAGAUUUCUUGGUUAAAUGCGGUAUUCGGCAGUCUUUCUCGCCGGUUUACCAUCCGGCUUCGAACGGGGCGGCGGAGGGUGCUGUUAAAUUGUGCAAACGCGCCAUCAAGAAAGCGUACAGGGAAAACGUUGACAUAGAUGCGGCUUUGCAAACUUAUUUAUUAGCGUAUAGAAAUAGUGUGCACAGCACGACAGGGGAGAGUCCAGCAAUGCUCCUACAGCGGCGUCCAUUGCGCACCCGGCUGGACCUGCUACGCGGAGAGGUCGCGCUGCAGGAGCGAGUGCAGGCGGCGCAGGCGCGCCAGACGGCGGCCGCGGGAGGAAAGCCGCGUUCGUUCGCCCCGGGUGACGAAGUCUGGGCGCGGGGAUAUGGUGCGGGGGACAAGUGGGUCAAGGGAACCGUGAUAGGGCCAGAGAGCUCGCGCACUUACAGCCUAAGUAGGGAUAACGGAGGGUCGAUAGUCAGACACAUAGAUCAAGUUAGGCGCAGAUCCCGUAUGUCUACCGUGCCUUGUCCAAAACAAACAGUGGAGGCGGACGAGGGUGAGAGCGAUGUCGAGGGCCUAGGUGGCCCGACGGAGGUGGAAAAAGACUCGACAGUAAUGGUCGAAAGAGAAAUUGUCCCUAUGCUUACGAGCACAAGUGACGUCCGGUCAGAUUCCGAUCUUAUUCCACCACCGCCUCGAGAACCGCUGACACGACCGCCAAUGAAUCUUAGACCUUUACCGCAUCGUAAACUUAAGUUAGAAAUCGAUUAA
Molecule: messenger RNA, 1203 nt
Organism: Cydia pomonella (codling moth)
Lineage: Eukaryota; Metazoa; Arthropoda; Insecta; Lepidoptera; Tortricidae
Exons: 1
Coding region: 1-1203 (400 amino acids)
Biological process (GO): DNA integration
Molecular function (GO): nucleic acid binding
Source: RefSeq, a predicted model, not a curated record